Molecule: messenger RNA, 898 nt
Organism: Melanotaenia boesemani (Boeseman's rainbowfish)
Lineage: Eukaryota; Metazoa; Chordata; Actinopteri; Atheriniformes; Melanotaeniidae
Gene: cby1
Product: chibby homolog 1 (Drosophila)
Exons: 5
Coding region: 191-568 (125 amino acids)
Source: RefSeq, a predicted model, not a curated record
CAUGGUUGGAGCGAAGGGAAUAAAAUUUCAACCACCGCGUAAAGACUCUAAAUGAGUAGUCUGCAUGGAGGUAAAUAUUAUUAGUUAUACAUUUUUAGAGACUCAGCAACUACUAACAUAUCUGAUGGACAAAGUACAGAAGACAGAAAGAGUUUCAGUUUAAUGUCAGGACCUUAAAAAUUCACUGAAGAUGCCGUUUUUUGGAAGCACUUUCAGCCCUAAAAAGACCCCUCCUCGUAAAUCUGCGUCUCUGUCCAGCCUUCAUACGUUGGAUCGUUCAACAAGGGAAAUAGAGCUUGGCCUUGAGUAUGGACCUCCGACAAUGAACAUUGGAGGCCAGAACUGGAAAUUUGAAGAUGGACAAUGGAUAUCAGAAUCUGGCGGAAAUACAUCUAGCAAAGAAUUGCAACGUCUUAAGAAGAGAAAUGUGCAACUAGAAGAGGAAAAUAACCUACUAAAACUGAAGAUUGAAGUUCUCCUGGACAUGCUGACUGAAACUACAAUUGACUACCACCUGAUGGAGAAGGAAGUUGAAGAUAUAAAGUCUCAGCAUCGAAGAAAAAAAUGACAAAUCUAAUCCAGUGUCUCCAUUAUGAAAAAUGUCUUCAGGUAGAAUUAGCUGGUUUUGUAUUCAUUGAUACUUUGAAGGUUAUUUAUGUUACAAAAAAAGUGACCCACAAAAUGCUGUUUCAAGGACUCAGACUGAGUUCAUUCAAUUGUUCUGUUCGUAAUUAUUAAAUAUCAGUCUGAAUUUAAUAAGACAAUAGUUUGACGAACAGCCUAUUUUCAACACAUUGUACAUAGCAUGUAAAAUUUAAUAUUGACUUUUAUUACUUUUGUAUUUACUGAUUUCUUUGUGAGUUGCAAAUACAUUUUGACUACAGGAAAUGUGUAAGAU